Messenger RNA from Colius striatus (speckled mousebird), 3278 nucleotides. RefSeq names its product HDGF like 3 (gene HDGFL3). Gene Ontology annotation, molecular function: double-stranded DNA binding; transcription coregulator activity. The transcript is spliced from 6 exons. Gene Ontology annotation, biological process: regulation of transcription by RNA polymerase II. NCBI's taxonomy places the organism in Eukaryota, Metazoa, Chordata, Aves, Coliiformes, Coliidae. The coding region runs from base 488 to 1099 and encodes 203 amino acids. The record is from RefSeq and is a predicted model, not a curated record. Gene Ontology annotation, cellular component: nucleus.
UAAUUCGGAGGAGACGGCUCCAUAUUCCCGGGGCCGCGGCGGCUGCGGCGGGGAUGGAGCGGGCGGCGCGGGCGGCGUAGCCAGCUCGUACGGGGGGGCCGCGGGCAGCGCCGCGCCCGCCCGCCGCCGCGGGGUGAGGGCUCCCCGGCCGCCCCCGCCCGGCCAGGCGCCCCGCCGCCAGCCGGCUCCCUGCUACCGGGGGCUGCUGGGGUUGUGUCCAAGGCCUCCCCCUCCCCCGCGUACACACUCACACACACACUCACACAUACACACACACUCACACACACACCCCAUCUUCUCCUGCCGCCGCCGCCGCCGCCGGAGAGAUCGGGGAUUGCCCGCGGCCCGGCCCCGCUCCCGGCUGCGCCCCGUGCCCGGGCGCAUCGCACCCCGUGGAGGCUCGCCCGGCUGCCCCCGAGGCGGCGUGUGCGGGGCGAGGGGUGUGGGAGGGCGGGGGGACACACGGCGGCUCCUGCGGCGGCUCCCGAUGGCUCGUCCGCGGCCCCGAGAAUACAAGGCUGGAGACCUGGUGUUCGCCAAAAUGAAGGGGUACCCGCACUGGCCGGCCCGGAUUGAUGAGCUCCCUGAAGGAGCUGUGAAGCCUCCAGCAAAUAAAUACCCCAUCUUCUUUUUUGGGACUCAUGAAACUGCGUUCCUGGGGCCCAAAGACCUUUUCCCAUAUAAAGAAUAUAAAGAUAAGUUUGGGAAGUCAAACAAGCGAAAAGGAUUUAAUGAAGGCCUGUGGGAAAUAGAAAACAACCCCGGAGUAAAGUUUACUGGAUAUCAGGCAAUUCAGCAACAGAGCUCAUCGGAAACUGAAGGAGAAGGAGGAAAUACAGCAGAUGCCAGCAGUGAGGAGGAAGGUGAUCGGGUAGAAGAGGAUGGAAAAGGAAAAAGAAAGAAUGAAAAAGCAGGCUCAAAACGGAAAAAAUCCUACACUUCAAAGAAAUCCUCCAAGCAGUCACGGAAAUCGCCUGGAGAUGAAGAUGAUAAGGACUGCAAAGAGGAAGAAAAUAAGAGCAGCUCUGAUGCUGGGGACGCAGGCAAUGACACAAGAAACACUUCUUCAGAUUUGCAGAAAACCAGUGAAGGGACUUAACCAACAUAAUGACUGCUGAAUAAGGGAAACACAAGAAGGUUCCAUGUUUGGUUGUCUAAUAUUCUUGGAUUUGAUAUGAGUCACCACAUCUGUUCAUUAGUAUCAUCAACAGCAUCCCAGUUUGUAUGCACAUUAUUCACAUUCCUAUCUGUUGUGUUUGCAGAAAUGACAUUUUACCCUUUUUUCUAAGGGUUACUUUUUUGAUUUUCAUAUUAUUUGGUUGCAUGAAGUUGCCCUUCACCAGUGGCUGAGGUUUAUGAAGAUAUCGCAUACUUGAACAUGUUGUCGAUCCUUUUCUCACAGAAAAGGCCUAACUCCAAAUUCUAUCAUUCUAAAACAGCAUUUUUUUAAAAACCAAGCAAAUGCUAGAAAUGAGUCCCCUCCAUACAAUACUACAGUAUCUGCCACGUACAGACAUGAUGUGAAAGUUCCCUAUAUCCAUGCUCCCUUGAUUUUUGAUCAGUUUACACCAUAAAAGAAAAAUUCUUCUUCAGUUGAGAUCACCGCCAAGUUCAAUAAUGUAAUAAAAUACCUUUCCUUAUUAGAAGUACCUAGCUAGUUAUGCUCUUAAUACUUCUCAAAAUCAUGAUGUAAUGUACACUAUCUGACUUAGUUCCUAUAUGUGGAGUUAGUGGAAGUCUUUUUGUGUUUCUUUAGAUUAAUACAAGGAUUUUUUCCAAUGCCAACACAAUUUGAAAUCAUUCGUUUGGAUGCUUUCCAUUUUUAAGCUUACUGUGAUACAGAACCCUAUGGGAAACCAAAAGAAAACAUCCAUUUGAAAUAGUGAAAGGCUUAAAAAAGGAUGCUGUCAUUCUGGCUUUUUAAGUUUGUUUUCCUUUUGGAAAUAGAACUAGACUAGUAAGUAAGCAUUCCAGAUCCAUUAUUCUGUGUACAUUAUUGUUGCUAUUGUGAUAAUAGAGAUUUUUAUUUAUUUUUAUGCCAGCUUUUAUUGUGAAAACAUAUUUAGUCUGGUUUUAUCAAUCCUUGUUAUGCUUGUCCUUGGAACAUCUUUUGCGUAUUCAAGGUUUGUAGUUGAUGAGUUUACUGUAAAAAAAAAAAAGAAAACAAAAAAAACCACAAAACCACAACAAAAAAACAAAAAAGAAAACAAAAAGGAAACAAAAAAAUGUAUUGUUUUUACAGAAUAAAUUUAUUGGAAUGUGUAUUGGGAGUAAGGUUUGAGGUUGUAAGCAACUAAGUUAGCGUCAUAUUUGGCUUCAUACGUGUAAUAAUGUGAGGUAUUAAUGUAAGUCAAGUAUUAAAGCAAAACAUUCUGUUAACAUGAGUUGACCAUAAUAGAUACAAGUGCAGGUGAGAUCUUUAUUUUUUUUUUUCUGUACUUUGCCUUUUCUGGAUAACAGGAGGUUAUUAAAUUCACCUUGAAUGUAUUCAAAGUUUCUUUGAAAACCCGAGGAGCAGCGGAGGCUCCCAGCCCUGUUUGGGAGCCAGCAGGUCCCCGCCUGCCCGGGGAGCAUGUCUGGGGAGGGAGCUAUCCCCAGCUCCCAUGGAUGUAGAGGCUGGGGCUGGAGGAGAGGGUUGCCAAGUUCCUUUUUGCCAAGAAGCAUUGACUGAGAUGUGUUGUGGUUAUUUUAGAGUUGCUCCUUGGGCUGGAAACACAAAUCCCUGGGUUCUCUCAUCUCAGUGUUCACCGGGAGAGGGUUAAAGCGGGAGCUUCCCGCUGCUCUGCACACGCCCUUGUGCAGGGUGCAACACGCAGAUACUUCCUCUUCCUCAUCAGGGUUCAAAAGAAAUUUUAAGCUCUCCAAAUCACCCAAAAGUCAACAUCCCAAAAUGAAGUGUUUCCAGUUGCAAUGUAUCAGCUAAUUUCAUCCCUGAGCAAGGCACUAAGUGCUGCAUUUAGUACAAAUAUACGUAGAUGGUGCAGAAGUGGCUGUCAUCGCAAACAGAGACAUCAACCACACAAACCACGGGCUGUGGUUGCUGCUCCUUAUGACCCAGCAGCGUUAGCAAAAGUGGCUGCAGGGAAGAACGUGGCCAAAAACCACCUCCACUCUGAAAGCACACCUGGGGGGCCAGGCCUGACUGCCAGGGCGACGAGCCCCAGUGGCAGCACAGAGGGGCUGCUGAGCACACGUGGAACUGCGGGCAGAGGCACAGCCCUUCCAGCAGCUUAUCCUUACAAGAAUUAAUAAAACUAUAUGAUUUGCUUGUCAUAUAA